GACUGUUCAUACAUUGCCUGGGAUAUCGGUGUUCUAUCUUAAAAAUAGUGUCAAUAAUGACAGGGAUGCAUAGUCAUGUAGCAAACAUAUCCUUCUUCUUACAUGGGGAGAAGCUUCUCCUCCAUAAUGACUGUUAAUACAUCUACCUCAUUGUGUUCUCAGUGAUGUAGGACUAUCUGGUGACAUUUUCCCAUAAAAGAUUUGGUUUAUGCUUAGUAGUAAAAAUUCAUCCUUAUCUGCCCACCAUUAAGGAUGGGAUAGGGAUAAAUGCACAGAGGAAUGAUGAGGAUGAACUUUUCUAUCUUCUCAAGGAAAUGUUUGGCUAUAGAGUGAGUGUUCCAUGGAUUAUCCUGUGUGUGAUUGGUUACUUUAUAUCAGGGGGGAUUCUUCUGCUGAUGUUCUAUUGGAAGCCAGAGUGGAGUGUGUGGGCAAACUGUGUCCCAUCUUCAUUGGAAAAAGCCAAUGUGGUUUUACUAAGAUCAACUGAUGAAAGAAAGAAAUACACCAGGAAGAGGGUGCGUUGGAUUACUCUGGAGGCAUUUAAAGACUCUCUUUUGAGUGGAUCACAUUGUCCUGUAAUUGCAGAUGAAGACUCCAUUGUGAAUAGAUCCAUAAGAAGGCCAGAUCUCAAAGUGAAAUUCAUAAGGGUACAGAAAAUCCGAUAUGUCUGGGACAAUUCAAAAAGAAAAUUUGAGAAAAUUGGAACCCUAGAAGAAGAACAUACUUGCCAUAGCAUGCAUUCAAAAUAUGGACUUGGUCUGACCAAAGAGGAACAAGACAUCAGGAGAUUGGUGUGUGGAACUAACACCAUUGAAGUAGAAGUUGCUCCCCUCUGGAAAUUAUUCAUUAAUAAAGUAUUAAAUCUGUUCUACGUGUAUCAGGGUUUCACUGUGGUCUUGUGGCUGGCUGAAGGGUACCUGGGUUAUGCCAUCGCAAUUCUACUUUUAUGUAUCUGUACCAUCACCAUAUCUCUCAUGGAACUCAGACAGCAAUCUACAAAGCUCGACAAUUUGGUCAAAGCUCAUAAUAACAUGAUGGUGACUGUGUGUCCAAGAAACAAAGAUUGCAGCCAGGUUGAGUCUCGACAUUUAGUACCAGGGGAUAUUGUUGUUUUAAAUGGCAAAAACUUUUUCAUGUCAUGUGAUGCAAUUUUGCUGAAUGGAACAUGUAUUGUGAAUGAGGGUAUGCUAACAGGUGAAUGCAUUCCUGUGACUAAAACACAGUUACCACAUGGAGAUGACACAAUGCCUUGGAAACAGUACAGUGGAGAAGAUUAUAAGCGCCAUGUACUAUUCUGUGGAACGGAAGUGAUACGAACUGAAUCCACUGCACAGGGUCCAGCCAAAGCUGUUGUGUUAAGGACUGGCUUCAAUACAACUAAGGGGGACAUGGUGAGGUCCAUAUUGUACCCAAAACCUUUAAACUUCAAACUACACAGAGAUGUUAAAUGGUUUUUCAUAUUUUUGGGAAUUCUUGCCAUUGUUGGCAUUUUAUAUGCUGUGAUCAUAUUUGCACAGAGAAAGAUUUCUGCUUGGAGAAUUAUCGUGGAGUCCCUUGUUCUUUUGACAUCUGCAAUUUGCCCAAUCAUACCAGCUGCUCUGACUGUUGGGAUUCUCUAUGCCCAAAGCAGAUUAAAGAAAAAGAGCAUAUUCUGCAUCAGUCCAGACAGAAUCAACAUGUGCGGCCAGCUCAACCUCUUCUGCUUUGAUAAAACUGGCACUUUAACAGAAGAUGGACUUGAUUUAAUGGGUGUUAUUCAAACAAAUGGAACAUGUUUCCAGGAAAUGCUAAAACACAGCCAGAUGAAUGAGCUAAAAUGGGGGCCCAUGUUUUGUGCUAUGACUAGCUGUCACUCUCUGAUCAUGGUUGAUGGGAACUUACAAGGCGAUCCUUUGGAUCUGAAAAUGUUUGAGGCCACUGGCUGGGUGUUAGAAGAUACCUGUACAGGUAGUAAUGAGGAAGAUUCAACCCAGAACGUUCUUCUCCGACCCGGACCAGAUGCAUGGAUUAAUACAGUGGAAGGGUUAAAAGUUUUGUUCCAGUACCCGUUCUCCUCCGCCAUGCAACGUAUGUCCGUAAUCACAGAGGUCACUGGAGAGGAUGAGUUGCGUGUUUACAUGAAGGGAGCCCCUGAGAUGGUGGCCAGUUUUUGCAGACCAGAAACAGUUCCCAAAGUGUUUUUGGAUGAACUCGAGAUCUACACUUUUCAGGGCUUAAGAGUCAUUGGAGUAGCAUCCAAAAUUCUCCAGAAUGGAAAUCGGGACGAUUUAGAGAGUAUUGAAAGGGAAGACGUUGAGUGUGACAUGGAAUUUCUUGGUUUGCUAAUAUUAGAAAAUCGUCUUAAACCAGAAAGCAAGCCAGUCCUGGAGGAACUGAAUGCAGCCAACAUCAGAACUGUUAUGAUUACAGGUGACAAUAUACAAACAGCAACGACAGUUGCCAAAAACUGUGGUAUGAUUCCUGAGUGCAGCAAAGUGAUUCUGGUGGAAGCUCUUGGACCCAAUGACUCCUCUCCUGCGUCUGUGACCUAUAAACUUCUAGAGUAUCCACAGGGUGGACAAAAUGAUAAAGCAUUUCAGGAUAUUUCCAUCAAUAUUGAAGAAGCAUUGGAUACCAAAAAACAGACCAGGGAUUAUCAUUUUUCAAUGAGUGGGAAAACUUAUGAAAAUCUGGAAAAACACUUUGUUGAAUUAUUACCGAAAUUACUAAUGAAUGGUACGGUUUUUGCAAGAAUGUCCCCUGGGCAGAAAUCGACUAUUAUAGAUGAGUUUAGAAAACUUGACUAUUAUGUGGGGAUGUGCGGAGAUGGAGCCAAUGACUGUGCUGCUCUAAAAAUGGCCAAUGCUGGGAUUUCAUUAUCCGUACAAGAGGCCUCUGUGGCUGCACCAUUUAAUUCUCUCCUCACAAAUAUUCAGUGUGUGCCAGAAUUACUCAAGGAAGGACGAGCUGCCCUUGUCACAUCUUUCUGCAUGUUUAAAUACAUGGCUAUGUUUGGAUUAAUUGAAUAUAUCAAUACAUUGCUGCUUUACUGGCAACGAAACAUCUUUGGGAAUAAUCAAUUUCUGGUCCAUGAUUUCGCAAUUAUGUUUGUAAUUUUCUUAACAAUGAGCUCUACACCUGCGUACCAUAAACUUGCACCGUACAGACCACCAGGCCAACUGAUUUCUCCAUCUAUGCUUUUUUCUGUGGUCUACAAUGUUCUGUUUACAAUAGCCAUGCAGACAUAUGCCUUUCUCAUAGUCCAGAAGCAGCCAUGGUACAGCCAUAAGGAUGUUUAUAGUGUCUGUUAUCCAGGGAACACAACCUUAAACACUGAACUUACAACUAACCUAAUCACAAAAAGAACUAAGAAGAAUUAUGAAAGUUUUGAGAACACAUCACUUUGGCUGCUUACUGCUUGUCACCUUGUGAUCUUGGCCUUCGUCUUCUCCAAGGGAAAACCAUUCCGUAAACCCUUGUAUACAAACUACAUAUUUGUGGCUACGCUAAUAGUAGAAUUUACCCUUACCUUGUUCUUCAUAUUUGCAAAUUUCAAGAACAUGUAUGUUGUUUUAGAGCUUCUCUGCACGCCAACCAGCUGGAGGAUUCACAUGUUAGUGAUGUUGAUUAUAUGUCUUGUUGUAUCAUUCGUGGUGGAGGAAUUUAUCCUGGAUAACAGAACUCUAUGGCUGGCUUUGAAAAGAUGUCUAAAGUUAAAACCUGGAAGUAAUUACAAAAAAUUAAGGGCAGUUUUGGAAGAGGACACCCAGUGGCCGCCCAUUGGAACUACAACCUAUGAAGAAAGCAAGGUGGCCAAUGGUGACUCUAAAGUUUACACUAAUCCUGCGUUUGAACAUGAAGAUGUUGUACCAAAUGGAAAAAAUGUAACCUAUGUGCAUCAUGGGGACUAGAAAAAGAAGAGAAGGACUUCUACCGCUACAAUUCACAAGCUAAUGAACAUUUUGCCUAAUGCACAUGUGCUUUACCCUAGCAUGUGUAACCUCCACCAUAUGCACAAGGGAAAAGCUAAAUGUUAUCAGUCAUACCUGUACCUGUAUGGAAGUGUGAUUAGUGUCCCUGCAUUUUUCAUAGCUUCCUUCUAUAUGUUUACUCACAAUGGUCUAUUCACAGUGGUCUAUUCACAAUGAUUUAUUCUAAUCCUGCGGUCUGUGCAAAAGGAGGGACAUAUUCACCAAUCCUGACAAUAGACCUUUGCAGAGCUGAACACAUAAAUAAAACUAAAAGCUAGUCAUACUUAAGAAUGGUAGUUUCCCAUUAAUUUGCAUAUUAUUUAUAGUACAUACAUUUUAUAAAA
Pseudophryne corroboree (corroboree frog) is the source of this 4294-nucleotide messenger RNA. Its product is annotated as probable cation-transporting ATPase 13A4. Gene Ontology annotation, biological process: polyamine transmembrane transport; intracellular calcium ion homeostasis. Gene Ontology annotation, cellular component: late endosome membrane. NCBI's taxonomy places the organism in Eukaryota, Metazoa, Chordata, Amphibia, Anura, Myobatrachidae. Bases 315 to 3890 code for a protein of 1191 amino acids. The record is from RefSeq and is a predicted model, not a curated record. The transcript is spliced from 30 exons. Gene Ontology annotation, molecular function: ATP binding; ATPase-coupled monoatomic cation transmembrane transporter activity; ATP hydrolysis activity.